CCCUCCUCACUCCUGCUCAACCAUCCUCGCCGGCGGAUGCGACCACGGCGGCGGCCUCAAUGGCGUCCUCCUCCGCCACCGAGCCCGGCGUCCGACUCUCAGAUCGCACGAGGAGGUCGCCCCUCAGCUUGAGGGCCAUGGUGCUCCUGAUGCACGUCCUGUUCGUCGGCGCCGUCUUCAUGCUCGAUUCGACCCUCGACAGGCGGAUCCACGAGGAGCCGUGGUAUAUUGGAGUGUAUGGAGUGCUUGUUCUGGUCACCUUAGUCCAAUACUUCUACACUGCUGGUUCAUCUCCAGGGUAUGUUAUUGAUGUAAUGCAAGCUGGUGAUAGGAUGCAUGCUACCUUCGUCAAUACUGCCACCCUUUCAAAACAAUCCAGUUCAAAACAUGGAAGCGUAAAGUCUCCCAUGAACCGGCCUCAACUAGAGAAACUUAGCCCGGUCUCUUCUACAUCGUCAUGGCUACAUCAUAUCGUGGAUCUUUAUCCUCCUGGGUCAAGCAACAGGGAUUGGACUUGCGCAUACUGCAAAAUUAUUCAGCCACCUCGUACCAGACACUGCCAUGAUUGUGAUAAGUGUGUCCUUCAGUUUGAUCAUCACUGUGUUUGGCUUGGAACAUGCAUUGGCAAAAAUAACCAUUGUCGGUUUUGGUGGUACAUAUUUCAAGAAACAAUCCUGUGUACCUGGACUGUUGCUCUGUACAUUGAGUCACUGCAUUUAGAUAUUGGUGACAAGGCCUGGUGGAAGGAUUUUAUUGGUGUAAUCAUGUUAGCAGUAUUGAUAUUUAUCCUACUUUUUCUGCUGCUUCUGUUGAUGUUUCAUAGCUAUAUUGCUCUUACAAAUCAAACUACCUACGAAGUUGCCAGAAGGAAGCGGAUAUUCUACUUGAGGGGAAUUCCUGACAGAGUUCAUCCAUUCAGUAAAGGCAUCUGUAGAAACAUCUACGAUUUCUGCUUCUCUAGACAGAAUGGAUUUGUUCUGGAAGCUGUGCCCCCGCUGGAGGAGCUGGAAGCCAGAGCUAUUCCUUACACAUGCCGAGACAUAAUUUGCUGCCGGUGUUGUUGAUAUGUGUUGUACUGUACCAUUCUUUACCCCCUAGCAUGUGCUGCAAUCCAGUUUCAGAUUUUUUCGACAAUGGAAGCUGGUCUUUCAUGAGCUGCACCAGUAGAUAUGUCUCGAGUUCAUUUUCAUGUAAAAGCACAUGUUCAUUUUUUACGCCAAAAAGAAGUGUAUGUGUUGCUCAAGAUGUAGAUGUCUGUCUGUCCCCAUUGUAUAACCAAUAUAUGUCUGGAAGUUCUUUUUACAAGAUAUAUGUGGCUUAAAUUAGGUUUAUAGGACAGAAACUGUAUCGAGUGACUGUUUGCAAUUCUGUAUAAAUGUGCUAUGCAGUUGUGCUUGUUCA
Molecule: messenger RNA, 1401 nt
Organism: Lolium rigidum
Lineage: Eukaryota; Viridiplantae; Streptophyta; Magnoliopsida; Poales; Poaceae
Product: protein S-acyltransferase 10-like
Exons: 11
Coding region: 60-1064 (334 amino acids)
Biological process (GO): protein targeting to membrane; peptidyl-L-cysteine S-palmitoylation
Cellular component (GO): Golgi apparatus; endoplasmic reticulum
Molecular function (GO): protein-cysteine S-palmitoyltransferase activity
Source: RefSeq, a predicted model, not a curated record